GCCCUCAAUUGCCGCAAAACUGUGCUGCGUCGUGUUUCCUCGUGUUGCACGUUGCGCAGUGCUUGCUUCAACAUCAUUAACAGACAUGAGGAAGCGGUCAUGAUCACAUAGUCCGGGGACGCGCGGCAGCAUUUUAUUCACUCGUUUCAGUAUUUCGUCGCCGCUGACCAGCCUCGAGCCACUCGCUUCACAAUUCGUUUGCCGCGUCCAACUAGAGCCGCCAAAGCGUCCCGCAGUCCCAAAACGCCAACCCGCGCGCGAUGCCGCAUUCCACAUCACAUUCCGCGUUGCACUCGACCGGAUCCCACAUGCGGGCUGCAUCGCAGACUCGCUCGUCCGGCACAAAGUCCCAUGCCGAUUCGAACGGGGGACCGGGGCAGGGGGAAACCGAGAAGUUCCCCGACUUCGACGCCGGUUACGCCGUUGCCGCCAACGGGCAGUUCGCCGGCCAGCGCUGGCAGCCGAACGGCCAUGUCAAUGGCAAUACGACACCCUCAGCUGACCGCUGGCACGCCCGACGGGACAGCAGGGUGAGGUGGGCGCCAAGGGAGCCCGUCUCUGGUCCGCCGGGGGCGGCGUACGGGAGGAGAACCAGCCUCAGCAAUGCCAUGCACCGAAUGCGCUCGGUCAACAUGAGCCAGAACGCCCAAGAGAUCGCUGACGCGCUGCGUGCUCCCGUCUCGUGGAAGCUGAUUGUGCUCUGCAUCAUGUGGUACUGGUCGUCCGCCCUGACCAAUACCUCUUCCAAGACCAUCCUGACGGCCUUCGACAAGCCGGCGACUUUGACGCUCAUCCAGUUUGCACUCGUGUCGUUGUACUGCAUCUUGUUCUCCUGGCUGGCGUCGACCUUCCCGCAGCUGAGAACGGCCAUCCCGGCUUUGAAGUAUCCGAUCCGAUACCCAUCGCGAGACGUAAUCAAGACGACGCUGCCGCUGGCUGCCUUCCAGAUCGGCGGUCACCUCCUGAGCUCGAAUGCCACCUCCAAGAUUCCCGUCUCUCUCGUGCACACCAUCAAGGGCCUCUCGCCGCUCUUCACCGUGCUGGCGUACCGCUUCAUCUUCGACAUCCGCUACCCCAGAGCGACCUACUUCUCGCUCAUACCGCUCACGAUCGGCGUCAUGCUCGCCUGCUCCGGCAACCACACGUUCGGCGGCCAAUACCUCGGCAUCCUCUACGCCCUGCUCGCCACCGUCAUCUUCGUCACCCAGAAUAUAUUUUCCAAGCGGCUCUUCAACGAGGCGGCGCGCGCCGAGCAGGAGGGGGCCGGGGCCCACUCGCGCAAGCUGGACAAGCUCAACCUGCUCUGCUACUCGUCCGGCCUGGCCUUCCUCCUCACGGGGCCCAUUUGGCUGUGGUCCGAGGGCAUCGGCAUCCUGGGCGACUUCCUCUGGGACGGCAGCGUGGACCUGAACCAGAGCCCCAACUCGCUCGACCACGGGCCGCUGGUGCUCGAGUACGUGUUCAACGGCACGUUCCACUUCGCGCAGAACAUCCUCGCCUUCGUGCUGCUGUCCAUGGUCUCGCCCGUCACCUACUCGGUCGCCUCGCUGAUCAAGCGCGUCUUCGUCAUCAUCAUCGCCAUCCUCUGGUUCCGCAGCCCGACCACCCGCGUCCAGGCCGCCGGCAUCGCCCUCACCUUCCUGGGCCUCUACUUCUACGACCGCAGCAACGCCAAGAACAAGGCCGACCAGCGCGCCCGCUCCAUGACCGAGUCCCGCCGCGCCGACGCCCUCCUCCCGCUGAGCGCCAAGCACGCCAACCUCCUCCUCAAUUCAUCGGCGGCGGGGAAUCAGGGUGUGGCUGUUGCUUCGGGCGGCGGCCAGAACGGCGCGGUCGUGUUCGAGAGCCCCGUCGCUGUGUCUGCCGACGCAGCGGCGGCGGCGUUUGCAUCGGGCGGCGGCGUCGCGGCGGCCGAUAGUAAGAAAUCGGAUGAUGUGGGCGGCGGGCGCGGCCCCGGCGGGCGGAAUCGCGGGGCGAGCAAUGCCGGCUGGCUGCCGCCCGGGACGAGACAGGAAGAGACCUGGCGGGCGGGCGACGGGCAGGCGGUCGCGGUUGCGGCGAGGUGAGGGGACCAGACUGCCUGGGAAGAGCAUGGGAUGCGGGAAGAGUAUGGGAUGGAUGUGUGAUGUUUUUGCGAUGUCUGGACGAUUGCGCUAUGGGAUUUUCAGCGGGCCAUACAGGCGAUGUCCGGGUUUGGCAUCACGC
Molecule: messenger RNA, 2205 nt
Organism: Thermothielavioides terrestris NRRL 8126
Lineage: Eukaryota; Fungi; Ascomycota; Sordariomycetes; Sordariales; Chaetomiaceae
Exons: 2
Coding region: 309-2066 (585 amino acids)
Biological process (GO): phosphoenolpyruvate transmembrane import into Golgi lumen
Cellular component (GO): endoplasmic reticulum; Golgi apparatus
Molecular function (GO): phosphoenolpyruvate transmembrane transporter activity; antiporter activity
Source: RefSeq, a predicted model, not a curated record